AUGUUUGGUAGCUUUGUGGGUACAGAUGCAGCCGAUACGAUUGGCCUGCAAUCUCAAGUCCGUCUGCUCAAAGAGCAAUUCGCUGAAUCUGAACGUCUACGUGUCUCGGAUGCCUCUGAGAAGGGUGUCCGCAUUGCAUCCCUUGAAGCAGAACUCGCCAAGUCAAAGCAAGACAUUGAAGAUUUUUUGGAGGCAUUGCGUAAUAUUGGUGCUGUCACGAAAGCUGUCUCGAAGGGUGAUUUGAGUCAAAAGAUCUUGAUCCAAGCGAAAGGUGUGGAGAUCUUGGAGCUCAAGAGUCACAUCAAUGAAAUGGUGGAUCGUCUCAAGUUUUUCGCAGCGCAAGUCACGCGUGUUGCGAGGGAAGUCGGGACAGAAGGUCGAUUGGGUGGUCAGGCAGAACUCAAAGACGUUGAAGGAAUCUGGGCAGAGCUCACCAACAGUGUCAAUCACAUGGCCGCCAAUCUUACGAUACAAGUACGAUCCAUUGCAGAAGUCACGACUGCCGUUGCACGGGGUGACUUAUCGAAGCAAAUCGAAGUACCAGCUCAAGGAGAGAUACUCGAAUUAAAGGUGACCAUCAAUUCAAUGAUGCACAAGCUUCAACGCUUCUCGACCGAAGUCACGCGUGUCGCACGUGAAGUCGGUACAGAAGGACGACUUGGUGGACAAGCACACAUCACCGAUGUCUCUGGAUGCUGGCGAGAACUCACUGAUCGUGUCAAUGGACUUGCCUCAAAUUUAACGGCUCAGGUCCGUAACAUUGCUCAAGUGACUACCGCAGUCGCUCGUGGAGACCUGACACGGAAGAUUGAAGUCCCUGCUCAAGGCGAAAUAUUGGAAUUGAAAGUCACCAUCAAUCGUAUGGUCGAUCAGCUUUCCAGUUUCGCCAGUGAGAUUACGACAUUGGCUGUUGAAGUCGGUACCGAUGGUAAACUCGGUGGACAAGCACAAGUCAAUGACAUUGAAGGCGUCUGGCUCUCUCUACAACAAAACAUCAAUAGAAUGGCACAAAACCUGACGAAUCAAGUGAGAUCCAUUGCAGAAGUCACAACGGCCGUUGCUAUGGGAGACUUGAGCCGCAAAAUCGCUGUCCAUGCAGAAGGUGAGAUUUUCGAAUUGAAAUCUACCAUCAACACGAUGGUGGAUAGGCUCCAGGUCUUUGCCUUUGAAGUGACGCGUGUUGCACGUGACGUCGGUAUUGACGGAAAGUUGGGUGUUCAAGCACAAGUCUCUGAUGUCCAUGGUCUCUGGAAGGAGAUCACAUUCAACGUCAACCAAAUGGCACGCAAUGUGACGGCUCAGGUUCGCGCUUUUGACCAGAUCACAGCGAGCGCGACGGAUGGGGACUUUAGCCGCUUUAUCACAGUGGAAGCCUCUGGAGAGAUGGAUCGCCUCAAAACAAAGAUCAAUACAAUGGUCAGCACAUUGCGUGAUAGCAUCCAGAAGAAUACGGCGGCAAAAGAGGCAGCUGAGAUGGCCAAUAACGCCAAGAGCGAGUUCCUGGCAAAUAUGUCACAUGAGAUACGUACGCCCAUGAACGGCAUACUGGGAAUGACGGCCCUUACACUCGACACACAGCUGACGCGUUCUCAACGCGAAAACCUCAUGAUUGUUCAGAAUCUUGCAAAUUCAUUGCUGACAAUCAUUGAUGAUAUACUCGACAUUAGCAAGAUUGAAGCGAACCGUAUGGCGAUUGAGGAAAUCCCAUUCUCGUUGCGCUCAACGGUCUUUGGCAUCAUGAAGUCUCUCGCUGCCAAGGCUACUGAAAAGAAGCUUGACUUGCUUUAUGAAGUGGAUGCUGGUAUCCCAGAUCAAAUUAUUGGCGACCCCUUGCGUCUGCGCCAAGUGAUUAUGAAUCUUGUGGGCAAUAGUUGCAAAUUCACCGCGACAGGCCACAUUGCGCUACUCGUUCAGCAAGUGAAAGUUUCGCCUGAUGCUGUUGUUGUUCAAUUCAUCAUUCGCGACUCGGGUAUCGGUAUCCCCAAGGAUAAGCUGGAAGUCAUUUUUGACAACUUUUGCCAAGCAGAUGGAUCUACCACGCGUAAAUUUGGCGGUACAGGUUUGGGUUUGAGUAUCUCGCGCAAGCUCGUUAGCCUCAUGGGUGGUAAUUUGAGAGUGGAAUCUGAAUUUGGUCAGGGGUCAUCCUUCAUGUUUGACAUUCACGUGCGACCAGAACCGAGCAACGACUCACUUGUUUCCAAAAUGGGCCAGUACAAAGGUCAGGCAGUCCUGUAUAUUGGCACUCAGGAAGAGCUUGAAGAGGCAGGCGCCGCUGCUUUACUCGAAAAGUAUUCUCUCAAAUCGUUCAUCUAUUCCUCGACUGAGGAAGCUUUUCAAACACCCAAAGCUCUGCCUACACUGGCAGCUGCCAUUGUCUCUUCCGUGGAAGUGGCGCAACAGCUGCGUCAGCACAAUUCGCUCAAGUACACGCCUAUUGUCCUGUUGGCACAUUUCGUCGCUGAGCUCAAUAUCCCAACCUGCUUGGAUCUUGGCAUCAGUGCUUACAGCAAUACACCGUGCUCUGAUGCUAGCUUCAUCAAUGCACUUUUGCCCGCGCUGGAAUCUCGAGCUUCACCUGAAUCUAACGAAAAGUCUAGCAGAUACAAGAUUCUUCUGGCCGAGGACAAUGCCAUCAACCAGCGCGUUGCGGUCAAGGUACUUGAGAAAUUCAAGCACUAUGUUGAUGUCGUGGACAAUGGUCUGCAGGCUGUGGAGGCUGUCAAGCACAAAGACUACGACUGCUGCCUGAUGGAUUUGCAGAUGCCAGUGAUGGGUGGUAUUGAGGCAACGGCCAAUAUUCGAGAAUGGGAAAAAGUGCACAAUAAGCGACGCCUGCCAAUCAUUGCGCUCACUGCACAUGCCAUGCUGGGCGAUCGUGAAAAGGUGCUGAUGGCGGAUAUGGACGACUACAUUACCAAGCCGCUACGCAUGAAUCUUUUGAUGCAAGCCAUCAACAAGUCUGCUACACUUGGCAGUCUUGUCACUUCUGCACUAGUCAAGAACGACGAUCCGCUGACUCUACAUUCGCCAAAGGUCGAUAAAGCCAUGCAGCAGGAUAUCGAAUCAAGUCGAGCCAUGGCAAGCAAUCACAGUCGCUCCUCAAGUCUUGCAGGCAGCAGCACAACCAAUCAUCUCGAGUUCCCAACGACUCAAGACAAGACGUCCUUGCCGCAUGCAAAUACAGAGGUUGAUUUGCCCACUUGCAAACGAUUUGGUGUGCGUACUGCAGACUGUGCCCCGCGCACCGCAAGUCCAACACGCGCAGGUCUCAAAUCAGCGGGUGCUCCCCUGACGAUCGAUACAUCAACAGCCAAGGGUACGUUGACCCGAAUGGACUCGGAGGAAGAAUCGCGCACUGCCAAGCCAGAUUUGCACCGCUUCCAUUCAACAUAA
Molecule: messenger RNA, 3393 nt
Organism: Protomyces lactucae-debilis
Lineage: Eukaryota; Fungi; Ascomycota; Taphrinomycetes; Taphrinales; Protomycetaceae
Product: histidine kinase osmosensor
Exons: 2
Coding region: 1-3393 (1130 amino acids)
Biological process (GO): phosphorelay signal transduction system; cellular hyperosmotic response; phosphorylation
Cellular component (GO): membrane
Molecular function (GO): phosphorelay sensor kinase activity
Source: RefSeq, a predicted model, not a curated record